Molecule: messenger RNA, 1441 nt
Organism: Drosophila nasuta
Lineage: Eukaryota; Metazoa; Arthropoda; Insecta; Diptera; Drosophilidae
Gene: JhI-26
Product: Juvenile hormone-inducible protein 26
Exons: 4
Coding region: 86-1426 (446 amino acids)
Source: RefSeq, a predicted model, not a curated record
CCGACCAGUUUAGUUCUAUUCGCGAUUCUGAAUAGUUGCUACAAAGCAUUCCUCCGAGCACAAACUCGUCGUUUACGAUACGAAAAUGUCGCUGUCUGUUGAUGAUGAAAUUCAGUGGCUGAGCAAAACAAUUCUGCCAGAGAUUCUAAAAAAUGGUCGCCUCGUGGAUAACUAUGAGGAAUCGAAGCUAAACACAUUCAGUGUGGGGGACAUUACGAUUAAAGUAAUCGGCAUUGAAGAGGCGUUCAUGUUGACGCAAUGCUACCGAGCUACAGUUCAUUUUGAAUACGCUGGUGAGCAGCAGAUUAGAAAAUUCGUCGUUAAGAAAACACCACAAAUACCACCAGAAGCUUACGUCGAUGCCCAGUUUGAAGAUCUAUUUCAUAAUGAAAUAACUUUCUACACUGAAAUUCUGCCAAUGAUCCAAAAACUGAGCAAAGGCAAAUUUGCUGCACCCAGAUAUUAUUAUAGCGAAAAUAACCCAACGUCUGCUACCGUAAUUCUGGGAGAUUUUGGGGCAGAUGGCUGGAGCGUAGCUAAGGCUAGAUAUGCUCUAAGUUUGGAGCAUGCUCAGGUUGCAGUAAAAUAUUUGGGCAGAUUCCAUGGCUUUGGCUAUGCCAUGAAACAUGAUCAGAAGGAACGCUUUGAGGAGCUAACGAAACAGUUUAGGGAAUCCCGCUAUGCCAACGAUACCAUAAAUCCAGAUUGGGCCUUGUCCGGAAAAGUUGCUCUUAAGCGUCUUGCGCUUGCGACGAAUAAAUACUACCCAGAAGUUGAUAACGAUUUCAUCAGAAAGUUGCAGAAGCUUACCAACAGCUACAUUGGCUAUGGUCGUCAACGUGUGGCACCCAGAGAACCGUUGGCUACCUUCUGUCAUGGUGAUUUCCUGAGGAAUAAUGUGGCCUUUAAGUAUGACACAGACAGCAGUGGAACCCCCUUGGAAACCAUGAUGUUUGAUUACCAGACAUUGCGACUCUCUUCGCCUAUGAUCGACCUUAGCGUAUUUCUGGCUGUUUCUGUUCUAGCAGAUGUACGCCACAAGCAUUUCGAUAGUCUUUUUGACGACUACAGCAAUGCGGUCAUCCAGAGCUUUACGGAUCAUUCAGAGCAACCAUUACCAGAUUACUUAAGCCGGGAGAAUUUGCUGAAGGAGUAUAUUCGAUUCUUACCCUAUUCGCUGAACAUUUCAGCAACGUUCUUGAUGUUGCUGGUCGAGCCCCCAGAUUUCACUGUAGAGGAAAUGUUCAAUGCCGUUAUAACUCAGGAGGAAACCAUACAGAGAACCAUGCAACAGGGUGGCGAAAUAGUUGAUCGCGAAAUUGCCCACCAAAUGAAGGAAUUGUUUGAUCUAAGUCGUUUGCACAAUGUUGAAAUCGAUGAAGAUAUUGAUAGCGCAGAUUGGGCUGAUGAAGCGAUUUUUGAAUAAACAUUCCAAUCACAA